Chanos chanos (milkfish) is the source of this 1353-nucleotide messenger RNA. It is a transcript of the gene saxo2, whose product is annotated as stabilizer of axonemal microtubules 2. Gene Ontology annotation, cellular component: centriole; ciliary basal body; cytoskeleton. The coding region runs from base 1 to 1353 and encodes 450 amino acids. NCBI's taxonomy places the organism in Eukaryota, Metazoa, Chordata, Actinopteri, Gonorynchiformes, Chanidae. Gene Ontology annotation, molecular function: microtubule binding. The transcript is spliced from 4 exons. The record is from RefSeq and is a predicted model, not a curated record.
AUGACACGACUAUGUAUUUGUGAAAUCUGUAACUGUGGACGUCACCGUUGCCGGCAUCGACCCACUGCGCUGUAUGGACAGGGUGGUAAGACAUGUGUGUUGACUGAGUACUCAGAGAAGUACCCAGUGUAUGAUGGCUACAGUCCCCCAAAGAGUACAAAACCUACACAGCUCUUUCAGGGCCACAAAGGGAGGAUGGAUGGAACCACUACUUUCAAGUCUGAUUUCCUUCCAUAUGAGAUUACACGUCGCCCUGGGAGACAGCAAGUGGAGUAUAAGCCUAAACCAGGAGAGAUAGACCUGAACACAACUUACACACUGGAAUUCAACCCCUACGAGAUGCAGCCUGUGGCUCCACCACGGCCUAAAGAGACAGUUCGUGCUGCAAGUGGAAAAAUGGACACUGUGCCCACUUACAAAGAGGAUUUUCAGAAGUGGCAAGUUCCCAAAAGAGAGCUAACCAAACCAGACUCUGUAUACCACCCACCCUCGGCAAAAUUUGGCAACAGCACCACAUUUCAAGAUGACUUCGCUCCAAGGGGGCUGGUUCCUCGAGAGAGUUUCAAACCCUCCAGUGUUGCGAAGUUAUCUGAUGCUCCCUUCGAUGGUGUCACGAGCAACCAGCUGUCCUAUGUGCCCCACCCUCUUGAGGCCCGAUAUGUCAGAACCCCAGAGCAGUACAAGCCCAGCAGUCAACCUCUCCAGGAUACCACCACCCACCGCGAAGACUACCGAAGCCUACCCUGCCAGCUCUCCAAAAGCUGCAAACCUGAACCUACCAAAAUGACCUCAGACGCCCCCUUCCAGAGCAGCACUGAGUUCCGCGAACGUUUCCAGCAAUGGCCCGUUUCCAAGCCACAGUUUCACAAGUCUCCAGAGUAUGUGAUUCCCACAGCACACAUGGACCUGAGCACCACCUCCCAGUCCGACUACAUCAAACACAACAUUCAGCCCUUUGUGUCUGCCAAGCCUUUCCCCCGGCCCGCCAGGUCUUCCGCACCAUUCCACAGCAAAACCACCAUGCAGGACGACUUCAAGCCUUGGGUGACGUGUAGGCAGGAGCUGGUCCGUAAGCCAGAGGAGAUCAAACGAGCCCAGGGGAAGAUGGAAGACCUCACCACUUUUAAGGCCCAUUUCAUACAGCACCAGCUGCAACCAAGUGUCAGCUUCAAGCCCUCCAAUGCUCCCAUGAGAACCGACGCCCCUUUGGAGGAGGGUACCGUGUACCGCACUGAGUUCACACCAAAGAAGAUCAGCGUGUGUCCCGCCAGCUUCGACUGUCCCCCGGGCUACGUCUUUGAGGAGAACGACGAACGAGGCCACAAAUUGUUCCGCAGGUUGUCAUCGAAAUAG